This is a messenger RNA of Sciurus carolinensis (gray squirrel), 756 nucleotides long. RefSeq names its product 40S ribosomal protein S25-like. Gene Ontology annotation, molecular function: structural constituent of ribosome. The transcript is spliced from 2 exons. Lineage: Eukaryota; Metazoa; Chordata; Mammalia; Rodentia; Sciuridae. Gene Ontology annotation, cellular component: cytosolic small ribosomal subunit. The record is from RefSeq and is a predicted model, not a curated record. The coding region runs from base 21 to 725 and encodes 234 amino acids.
AGAGAGCGGGAAGCCCUGAGAUGAAACAUGGCUAUUUUCAUUCUGGGGAGAGGAGAAGAGUUGGUACAAAUGGGCAGGUCAGAGAACUGUGGUGCAGACACGCCUGUCAGACCCGUCCAACUACCAUGCACAACUACGAAGACACGAACCUCUCUCAAGGAUCGACUACAGCGGUUCACGGAUCCUACCUUCUCAGGCGGCGCCUAUGCAGCGGCGGAGCCCCAGAGCCCGAACCUGGAGGGACAGAGAAGUUUGAGGAUUCAGGAGCAGGGUAUGAGUACGUCCGAGAUGAGGGCUGGAUCCAGCUGUACUCGGGGACCAGUAGCUGCUGCUGCUCUCCAGUCUUCGUGAUGCUGCCCAAGGAUGACAAGAAGAAAGAUGCCGGAAAGUCAGCCAAGAAAGACAAGGACCCAGAGAACAAAUCUGGGGGCAAAGCCAAAAAGAAGAAGUGGUCCAAAGGAAAAGUUCAGGACAAGCUCAACAAUCUAGUCUUGUUUGACAAAGCUACUUACGACAAACUCUGUAAGGAAGUUCCCAACUAUAAGCUUACAACCCCAGCUGUCGUCUCAGAGAGACUGAAGAUUCAAGGUUCCCUGGCCAGGGCAGCCCUUCAGGAGCUCCUCAGUAAAGGACUUAUCAAACUGGUUUCAAAGCACAGAGCUCAAGUAAUUUACACCAGAAAUACCAAGGGUGGAGAUGCCCCAGCUGCUGGUGAAGACGCAUGAACAGGUCCAAUCAACUGUACAUUUGGAAAAA